Messenger RNA from Mesorhabditis spiculigera, 1002 nucleotides. The record is from the annotation of a GenBank genome assembly. NCBI's taxonomy places the organism in Eukaryota, Metazoa, Nematoda, Chromadorea, Rhabditida, Rhabditidae.
AUGAACAACUAUUUCAUCUAUGGCUCGCUGGAGGAUACGCCGAAAUAUUCGUGUCGCAAUGCUACGCCCGAACCUCGAAAUCCGAAUCUACCGUUGGGAGUCUUCUACAUCGUGACCGGCUUCGUCGUGCAGCUCGCCUAUCUUGCGUCCCUCCUCGGUAUCGGCCGCAAAGAGAACAUACAGUAUCCUGCCUACAAGCUCAUGUUCGCGCUGGCCAUAUUCGAUCUAAUGAAUAUAUUUGAUUGUGGGUAUUGGAUGGGCUACUUUACCAUCUAUGGUUUCCAUUUUUGCGAUAGACCAACGGAGAUUUAUUUAACCGGAUUGUACUGUGAACUUUUCUAUAACUCGGCGUCAUUAACUUCCGUGUCCCUGCUUUUCAAUCGUCUCCUCGAUGUGGCUGAAUGUCGUUAUCGUGAUUUGCUGUUCAAGGGGAAAUCCAUCUACCUCUUCAUUCUGGUUCCCUUUGCUAUCGGUCUCUAUUUCGCUGGGUUUGAGCACCCAGUCGUCUUCAACCCAGACUAUGGUACUUUCAUCUUCGUCCCACUGAUCCCAGGGAAUAUGGACCAUGAGUACAACUUCGACCGUCAAACCUGGCUAAAUAUGUUCGUGUGCGUCUCGCUGGGCACGUUUAGCUGCCUGAUCUAUGUGAUUCAAUGGCGAAAGGAGAAGCUGAUGAGCAUCAAGAUGGGGUCAUACAGGAAGCAGGUGCUUCGUCAAGCCAUCCUCGUGUCUUUCUUCGUCUUCACGAGCUCGCUAAUUUGGACGAUGCUCGUCUUCAUCCCACCCGGAGCAUUUGCUAUGGCCAUGAUGCACAUUGGGCAUAUCUCGUGGAUGUUGAUGCAUAGCACCCCGGCUCUAAUCUACCUGAGCUUCAACGAAACGAUACGUAGCAACGUUCGUCGUCUCAGCAGGAUGGCACCCACUUCCCGAAUCUGCCAUACAAGCACUGGAGGAGCCGGAGGACCAGAGAUCCCAGCUCCAAAUGGUCCCGCAAUGCCCGCA